Caenorhabditis remanei is the source of this 558-nucleotide messenger RNA. RefSeq lists its product as uncharacterized. The transcript has a single exon. NCBI's taxonomy places the organism in Eukaryota, Metazoa, Nematoda, Chromadorea, Rhabditida, Rhabditidae. The record is from RefSeq and is a predicted model, not a curated record. The coding region runs from base 1 to 558 and encodes 185 amino acids.
AUGGCACUUCAACAAUCAUCGAAUCAACAAAGUUUUAUUGAUCAGAUGAGCAACAAUCCAACUAUAUUGUAUGAGAAGUAUCUGGUGUUCACCGAAUUGAAAACUCUCGCCAAUCAUGCGGCUGAGCAACGUUACAUGCUCAAUCUGAACGAAGUUGUUCGAAAUCCUGUGAUAUACGCAAAUGCCAGUGAAAUUGGAGGUGAAAUCGGUGCGAAGGCUGUUCAAAACCUGAAACUAGCAUAUCGGAGCUCCAAGGAUCCAGAGAGUUUUAUCAGUUUUUUGAGAACAUGCUUGGAAUUUAUGAAGAAAAUGAGUGUUUCAUUUAAUUGGUUGUUCUUCCAAGGAGCGAUUGAACACAUGACGAAUGGGAAAGAUGUGUCGCAGUUUAAACGAUUGCUGAAAAGUGGAGAAUGGAAUCUUCCGGAGGACGUGCUGAUGAUAUUGGGAGUUUUUGACGAGCCGUUAACGACAACACCCGCUAUCACAACCACCACAAUUGCGCCAUCGACAACUGAGCCACCCGAUAAUUUUGUUUUUGAACCGCUAGGUGAGUGGUGA